Olea europaea var. sylvestris is the source of this 843-nucleotide messenger RNA. RefSeq lists its product as uncharacterized. The record is from RefSeq and is a predicted model, not a curated record. Gene Ontology annotation, biological process: DNA repair; telomere maintenance. The transcript is spliced from 3 exons. Gene Ontology annotation, molecular function: DNA helicase activity. The coding region runs from base 1 to 843 and encodes 280 amino acids. Lineage: Eukaryota; Viridiplantae; Streptophyta; Magnoliopsida; Lamiales; Oleaceae.
AUGUCUAGAUUGAUCAUUUGGGAUGAAGCACCAAUGGUAAAUCGUUGUGCUGUUGAAACUGUAGAUAGAAUGUUCAGAGAUAUUACUGAUUGUAAUUUUCUUUUUGGUGGGAAAGUAGUAGUUCUCAGAGGAGAUUUUCGACAAAUUCUACCGGUAGUACCAAAAGGAAAAAAGGAAGACAUAAUGAAAGCUAGCUUAGUUUUCUCAAACUUAUGGCUUUUGUAUUUGCAUCUACCAUUGGUCGAGAAUAUGAGGGUGAAUCUGGAUCCCACAUUUUAUGAUUACUUGCUAAGAAUUGGAGAUGAAACAAAGCCAGAACAUAAUUGCAGAUGCAUUAAACUUCCAAACGAUACAGUUCUAUCAUUUGAGGAUGAAAUUACAUCUUUAAAAAAUUUGAUACAUCAUGUUUUUCUAGAUAUAGAAGCAUAUGCCGAUAAUCUUCAUGCGAUGGUAGAUCGAGUUAUUCUUACGCCUACAAAUGAAUGUGUUGAUCAUAUUAACAGAAUUUUACUCAUACAGAUUCCUGUUGAGAUUUUCACAUACUAUAAUUUCGAUGAAGCUAUUGAUAAAUCAGAACAGAGCUUUCAAGAAGUUUUUUUAAAUAGUUUGACCUCAAAUGGUAUUCCGCCACAUGAGUUAAACCUCAAGGUUGUAAUGUCCUUCCAUGAAUGUGGUAGUAAUGUUGGGGAUGAUGUUUGUAUUUCCCUGCCUCUUCAACUGAUUUUGAGGCUUGGUGAAGAGCCUGUUGCAUUUAAUGUGUUCAAGGCCAUAAAAUAUCCAGCUGAGUCAAACAAUUGUUUCCAAAUCGAUGUGAUUGACAAGGCAGUUUAUGACACCUUCUAG